AUGGAUACAACAAAGAUGCGUGUUCUAGCCCCUACCUUCUCUAAUUUGGUGAAAUUAUCUCUUAGAAGGUUAAAUCUUCUUAGAGAAAUAUGUUGCGGUCCAUAUGAAAAGCUUCAGAGUGGUUCUCUUGAAAAUUUGGAAACCAUACAUGUAGAAGAAUGCCCUGGUAUAUGUAGCUUAUUUCUAGCAAUAAUGCUACAGAGACUAUAUAAAGUGAAAGAAGUGACAAUCCAAUCUUGCAACAAGCUGGAAGAAAUAUUUCAACUUGAUAGGUUCUGUCAUAGAAGGGAAGAAAAUCUUGCAAUGCUUUCAAGUUUAGCAAAGUUAGACUUGGCAAACUUACCACAACUGAGAUGUAUAUGGAAAGGGCCAACCCAUAUUGUAAACUUAAAAAGUCUUACAAUUGUUAUAGUGAGAGAGUGCAAAAGUUUGAUUUAUCUCUUCACUUUGUCAGUUGCUCAGAGUUUGGUCCAACUGAAAUCACUCAAAGUUAGUGGUUGCGAGCGUUUGAAGCAUUUGUUAAUGAAAGAGGGUGAUGAUGACAAGGAGGAGGAAAUAUUAUCAGAAUCUCAUCAUGCAGUUAUUGUGCUCCCAAAUUUGGCAAAGUUAAGCAUUGAAAGAUUACCACACCUGAGGUGUAUAUGGAAUGGGCCCUCUUAUCAUGUAAACCUCCCAAGUCUCACAGAUGUUGAAGUGAGAGAAUGCAAAACCCUAACUUAUGUCUUCACUUUGUCAUAUGUUUGGAGUCUGGUGCGGUUGAAAUCACUCAAAAUAGCUGGUUGUGAAAAUUUAGAGCAUCUGGUCAUAACAUAA
This is a messenger RNA of Pistacia vera, 813 nucleotides long. RefSeq lists its product as uncharacterized. The transcript has a single exon. The coding region runs from base 1 to 813 and encodes 270 amino acids. The record is from RefSeq and is a predicted model, not a curated record. NCBI's taxonomy places the organism in Eukaryota, Viridiplantae, Streptophyta, Magnoliopsida, Sapindales, Anacardiaceae.